CCUCAUAAACAUUAGAACAAACCACUAGACGUCAAGAUGACGGAACUGAAGCAUUCAAAACCUCCUUCAAGCGGCACGGCAGGCUUCUUCCAGGUACCUCCGGCACUUGUUCCUUCCUUUGAAGAGGAUUCAACGCUGCAGAGGAUCUUCAAAUUCUACCUUCCUUCCUCAACGCAACAGAGUGUUGCUCCCGAUCUCGAACGAUUCAGUAAACUAGUUUUAACUCCCCGAAUUCGAGCAUGGGGUGCAGACGCAGAGCGUAAUACGCCAUAUGUGAAGCAGUACGAUGACUUCGGCAACCGUAUUGAUGAAUUGGUCACAUCUGCCGGCUGGCAAGAACUCCAGAAGCUUGGUAUCCAAGAAGGGAUUGUUGCCAUUGGCCACGAUGCGGCACAUGGUCGGCAUGCGAGAGUAUACCAGUUCGUGAAGUACCACAUAUGGGAUCCAUGGAACGCUGGUGUCACAUGCCCCAGUGCUAUGACUGACGGAGCAGCAAGAUUGUUGACGCUGCAGCUUCAGAAGGCAGACUUGGGAAAGCAGGAAAGAAUCGUCUUUGAAGAUGCCCGUAAUAGACUGAUCAGCAGAGAUCCAGCGAUUGCCUGGACAAGCGGCCAAUGGAUGACUGAACGACCGGGUGGAAGUGAUGUGCGGAACACCGAGACGCAAGCAUCCAUAGCCGCUGAGCAGGGGGGCCAGGACCAUGUUGGCAAUCCUCUUGGACCAAUGGCAAUCUCCGGGUUCAAGUGGUUUUCGUCUGCGACAGACGCUGACAGCACCGUCCUUCUCGCAACAGAGCCAUCGGGUUCAAUCUCUGCCUUCUUCGCACCCACCAAACGGCGCUUGGAGUAUGCAGUUCCGGAGCACAAACCGAACGCGAAGCUGAAUGGCAUCCAAAUUCAACGCCUGAAAUCCAAACUUGGCACUCGCGCACUGCCCACAGCCGAACUUAUUCUCGACAACAUGCGAGCGUACCGGUUCGGCAAGCCAGGGCAAGGAACGAAGGAGAUUAGCACAGUCCUCAACAUCACCCGUCUGCACAAUGCAGUCUCAGCCGUUGGAGAUCUGGGGCGAGGUCUUGCUAUCUCCAGAGCAUUUGCACAGGUGCGCAGUGUUCGGAAUAAACUCCUCAUGGAUACGCCUGUCCAUAUCAGAACUAUGGCAGAGGAUCAUAUCACCUACCGUGCUAUGAUGCAUUUGGCAUUCUACACAGCCGCACUGCUCGGCCAAUCCGAGAGGCCUGAGCAUGCUUCAACUUCUGCUCCACAAGAUCAAUCGGCGCUCGAAGCUGCUGGACUAUUGAAGCCUCAGCUCCUGAGGCUCUGUACGCCGCUGGCCAAGAUGUUGACCGCAAAGGCCGCCAUUCAUGGACUGCAAGAGUGUAUGGAGAACCUCGGCGGAGUCGGUUACUUGGAGAAUGAGGAUCCGGCUCUCAAUGUUGCUCGCAUAUUCCGGAAUGCCAAUGUGUUGAGCAUCUGGGAAGGAACGACGAACAUUCAAGCAGAUGAUGUCUUGCGAAUCGUCAAAGGACCAGGCGGAGCCGAAGUUUUGAGUGCACUCCAAGGUGUCGUGAGCAACGCAGCGAAGAGAUGGGAAGGCGCUGGACCAGCUCAGUGGGCACGGAGCUUGGAAAAAGUCUGGAAAAAUGUUCAGAACGGUAUUCAGACACGAAGCCGGGACCAGCUGGCGUUGGAUGGCAGAGCGCUGUGUCAAGAUCUUGGAUGGGUCAUAUGCACUUUGCUGCUGGCGGAAGAUGCUUUGAGCGAUGGCGAUGAAGUCUCUGCUGAGAUUUGCGACAGGUGGAUACGGAGACGCAUCGAAGGCAGUCAUUUUGGCAGGGUGAUGUCCGCGAAAGAGGUGGAAAUCGAUAAAGCCAUCGUCUUCGGCGACUCGGCAGCGGUCAAGCAUAGUGCAAGAUUGUGAGGCAUGGAGGCGAAUGUUUGAUCAAACGAUCGACUUUAGCCAGUCAACUCCCAAUUAUUCGGCAGCACUUUUGCCAGCAGUGAGCCGAGACAUCCGCGAUACCCGCUCAUGAGUAGGGCUUGCUCCGACAGGUUGUGUUUCUGGAGGACAACUGCGGCAAGAUACGCUAUCGCAGCAUGAUUGCAAGUCUUGACAACAAAGAACUCAAGAAACCGCUCACCAGCACAGGUUGCACUUGUGCCAUCUGUGCGACAAAACAAGCGAGCGAUUGGCUGUCGAUGCGUGGUUCGGAAGACUCACACGCGCGAUCAGGAUUAUCCGUAACUUCUUCUGUUGUAUGUUCUUCUGUACUGAAAACGUAGCAUCAUACAGGAAGCAUCAAUGAUCGAGCAGAGAUCUCGAUACAGAGGCUCGUAUCUCAGCGGGUGGCACGGCAUCUUGC
Molecule: messenger RNA, 2362 nt
Organism: Cercospora beticola
Lineage: Eukaryota; Fungi; Ascomycota; Dothideomycetes; Mycosphaerellales; Mycosphaerellaceae
Molecular function (GO): acyl-CoA dehydrogenase activity
Source: RefSeq, a predicted model, not a curated record